AUGGAAUGCUUGAGUGAUGAAUUUGCCACGACAGAAGCUAGAACCUACUCCCGAAAGGCCCACAGAAAGAAAGUUCGUGGAAUUUUUGGACAAACAGGAAAAGAAAAUAAACUCGACUUGGAAACUCAAUUUCCAGCAAGAGAUCAAAAAUAUUGGAAAACACAUACAAUGACAGAUACUCAAAUUGAAUUACAAAUUAAAUUAUCAAAUAGAACUCAAGAUUUAAAGGAAUUGGAAGAAGCUAAACAUGAAUCUAAACAUAACGCCAAACAAAAACACCAAAAUGAAAAGUUUGAAGAGUGGUGUGCAACCAAAUCAAAGAAAAAAAUCAGAAAGAAACAAAAACAAUUGGAAAGAGAAGGGCUCUCUACUCCCUUCGAUAAUGAUUCAACCUCUUCAGAAGUUGAGGAAAAAGUGGAGGAAUGGUAUAAAGAUAAUUCGAGAGGUGUUACUGAAGUUAAAAAGUAUUACGAGACGGACAGUUUAAUGUGUUUCAAAUAUUAUAGAGAGUUCAAGGUUAAAUAA
This is a messenger RNA of Naegleria gruberi, 525 nucleotides long. RefSeq lists its product as uncharacterized. Bases 1 to 525 code for a protein of 174 amino acids. The record is from RefSeq and is a predicted model, not a curated record. NCBI's taxonomy places the organism in Eukaryota, Heterolobosea, Eutetramitea, Acrasida, Naegleriidae. The transcript has a single exon.